UUAACUAGUUGGCCAACCGCGUUGUUUUCCAAGUUGGAAGUUCAGUAUUUGCUAUCCUCUGAAGAAAAGAGUGAGUAAGACAGCGAAAGAGAGAGUUAAAGAUCGGAGGGGAAGAGGGGGUUCCCUUCUUGACUUUGUACCCUCUUCACAAUUAAAAGAAAAUGAUGGCCACGGAGGUCGGCAGUGAGGAGGCUGGUUCUGUUCCGGCGGGGACCGGGGUUCCAGGCGGCGGAGGCCCCGAUUCGGCCCAUUUUUCAUAUUAUUCCAAGUCGAGGGUGCGGGUCACCGAAUUGGGCCCAGCACCGACCCAAAACCUGCGCCACCCUUCGAACAGCUCCCCUGACCACUUCCACGACAUGCUAAUAUGCCCGGUCACCGGAGGGGAGCCCCUGGGAUCAGCUGUGUCUGCCGUUGGGAGUGGCAGCGGAGGACACAGCAUCGCUUUCGGGACAGCCACAGGAGCCGGGAGCGGAGGGUGCUGUUCCCCCACUUCAGAGGGACUGAGCAGCAGGAUGUCGCCCACCUCGAUGGGUCCGGACGGGCCCACCAGCUUUCCCCCACUGCCACCACCUCCACCACCGCCUCUCGCUUACGGGACGCUGGGCACGGUGGAUGAAAACGAUAUGUUGGACGGGCCGGAAUACGAGGAAGAGGAGGUCGCGUUUCCACUCACCGCACCGCCCACAAACCAGUGGUACCAUGGGAAGCUGGACCGGACCAUGGCCGAGGAGCGUCUGCGGCAGGCCAGGACGCCGGGCAGCUACCUCAUCAGGGAGAGCGACCGCCGACCAGGCUCCUUCGUCCUGUCCUUCCUCAGCAUGACCAGCGUGGUCAACCACUUCAGGAUAAUUGCCAUGUGUGGAGACUAUUACAUUGGCGGGCGGCGUUUCUCCUCCUUGUCCGACUUGAUUGGCUAUUACAGCUACGUAUCGUGUUUGCUGAAGGGAGAAAAGCUGCUUUCACCAGUGGCCCCACCUGAGCCGGUGGAGGACAGACGGCGUGUCAGGGCCAUCCUCCCAUACACCAAAGUGCCAGAUACGGAUGAGAUCAGUUUCCUGAAAGGGGACAUGUUUAUUGUUCACAAUGAACUGGAGGAUGGCUGGAUGUGGGUGACGAAUGUUCGGACUGAGGAGCAGGGCCUUAUUGUAGUGGACCUGGUGGAGGAGGUGGGACGAGAAGAGGACCCGCACGAGGGCAAAGUCUGGUAUCACGGGAAGAUCAACAAGCAGGAAGCGUACAACCUCCUAAUGACAGUUGGUCAAGUAUGCAGUUUCCUGGUCAGGCCGUCGGACAACACGCCCGGGGACUACUCUCUCUUCUUCCGCACCAAUGAAAACAUCCAGAGGUUUAAAAUAUGCCCAACUCCUAAUAACCAGUACAUCAUGGGAGGGAGAUACUACAACAGUGUCGAUGACAUCAUUGAACAUUACAGAAAGGAGCAGAUCGUGGAGGGCUAUAACCUGAAAGAUCCGGUGUCAGUGCAGCAUCAGGAGCAAGUACUCUCCGACUUGGUGGAGGGCAAGGAAAUCUACAACACUAUUCGACGGAAGACCAAAGACGCCUUCUAUAAGAACAUAGUGAAGAAGGGCUACCUCCUGUUUAACAAAGGUAAAGGGAAGAGGUGGAAAAACCUUUACUUCAUCCUGGAGGGGAACGACGCCCAGCUGAUCUACUUCGAGAGCGAGAAGCGCGCCACCAAGCCCAAGGGGCUGAUUGACCUGAGCGUGUGUUCCGUCUACGGAGUGCACGAAAGUCUGUUUGGCAGGCCAAACUGUUUCCAGAUUGUGGUCCAGCACUUCAGCGAGGAGCAGUACAUCUUCUACUUCGCGGGCGAGACUCCCGAGCAGGCACAGGACUGGAUGAAAUGCCUGCAAACGUUCUGCAGUAAUCUGAGGAAGCCCACACAGCCCACCUCUAACAAGAGGCUUCGGCAGGUCAGCAGCUUGGUCCUUUACGUGGAGGAGGCACACAAACUGCCAGUGAAACAUUUCACCAAUCCCUAUUGUAAUAUCUACCUGAACAGCGUACAGGUGGCUAAGACUCACCCCAGGGAGGGCCAGAACCCCGUGUUCACAGAAGAGUUCAUCUUUGAUGACUUGUCAAGUGACAUCAACAGGUUUGAGAUCAGCCUGAGCAACAAGACAAAGAAGAGCAAAGAAAGUGAUAUCUUGUUCAUGCGCUGUCAGCUCAACCGUCUGCAGAAGGGGCAGCUGAUCGACGAGUGGUUCCCCCUCAGCUCACACAUCCCCCUGAAGGGAAUCGAACCCGGCACCCUCCGGGUCCGGGCGCGCUACUCCAUGGAGAAGAUUAUGCCGGAGGAGGAGUACAGCGAAUUCAAAGAGCUGGUCCUGCUGAAGGACUUCCAUGUGAUCUACGCGCUGGCCCAUGUGUGCGGGCAGGACCGCACCCUGCUGGCCAGCAUCCUGCUGAGAAUAUUCCGGCACGAGAGGGUGGAGGCGCCCCUCCUCAGGACACUAAACGACAAGGAAAUCAACAUGGAAGACGAAGCAACGACGCUCUUCCGGGCCACCACCCUGGCCAGCACGCUGAUGGAGCAGUACAUGAAGGCCACCGCCACCCCGUUCGUCCACCACGCCCUCAAGGACACCAUCCUGAAGAUCAUGGAGAGCAAGCAGUCCUGCGAGCUUAACCCUUCCAAACUGGAGAAGAACGAGGACGUGAACUUGAACCUGGCCCAUCUGCUGAACAUCCUGUCAGAGCUGGUGGAGAAGAUCUUCAUGGCUGCUGAGAUCCUUCCGCCGACCUUGAGGUUCAUCUAUGGAUGUUUACAGAAGUCAGUGCAACAGAAGUGGCCGACAAACACCACAAUGAGGACGAGAGUUGUAAGUGGCUUUGUCUUCUUGCGACUCAUUUGCCCAGCGAUCCUCAACCCAAGAAUGUUCAAUAUCAUCGCCGAUCCUCCUUCAUUAACAGCAGGCCGGACCCUCACUCUGGUUGCCAAGUCAGUCCAAAACCUGGCAAACCUGGUGGAGUUUGGAGCCAAGGAGCCAUACAUGGAAGGAGUGAAUCCAUUCAUCAAGAACAACAAACACCGCAUGAUCAUGUUCCUUGACGAGCUGGGGAACAUCCCUGACCUCCCAGACACUACAGAGGACUUUAGGACUGACCUGUCCCGGGACCUGGCUGCCUUGCAUGAGAUCUGCGGGAUGCAUUCAGAUGAGUUACGCACGCUUAGCAACGAGAGAGGAGCACAACAGCAUGUGUUGAAAAAGCUCCUGGCUAUCACAGAACUCCUUCAGCAGAAACAGGUUCACUAUGCCAUGUCCAACAGCAACAGGUAGUAGCCUUUCCAUGGAGUUGUGCAAGUCGGACCCAGCAUGCUUCACUUCCAUCACCAUGGCAACCCCAGCCAACCCCCCCCCCCCCCACCACAUCUCCUCCUCCUCCACCCUCCUUUUCUUCCUGUACACCUCUGCCAUGUUUGCCCGUCACCAUGUGAGCUAUGCAACAAGCAACAAAAUCAAAAAAAGGAAUCCCAGCAUCCUCGGCUCCUUGCCCCUGGGACCGCGAAGGCUGCACGCACAGGAAGCUCUUUUUCUGAGUGCACAUGUGAGCAUACGCACAGCCCUGUGACCUGGGUACUCUGCCUUCAGAGAGAGGUGGGAGGGGAAGGCUCAGUGCACCUAAGACUCGAGUGUUAUCAGCACAAGUUGCCAAAGUGUAUCCCUUUUGUCUCCUCGACAAGAGGAAGGUCGACAGACUCGAAGAAACCGCAGUGACCUUUUUCUUAUGACUGGAUUUUGAGCUGCAAUGCCUUUUAUACUGUAAUUUGUGACUGAUGUGCUAUAUGGUCAUGAGAAUGCAAAAAGUGCUGAAAGGUUAGUGUUUCUGUGUUUGAACUCUAAGGUAGGAAAAAGAGUUCUUGUGGAAACUGAUUAUUUUCACAUUGGGAAAUAAAUUCUCUUGCUGGAAUCAUGAGUAUAUAAAUUGAGACAAGUUGAUUUUUUGUUCAGUUGUACCACAUUUUUGUUUGAUUAUUUGGUUCAGUCUUCCUUGAAACUUCACAG
Molecule: messenger RNA, 4028 nt
Organism: Megalops cyprinoides (Indo-Pacific tarpon)
Lineage: Eukaryota; Metazoa; Chordata; Actinopteri; Elopiformes; Megalopidae
Gene: rasa1a
Product: RAS p21 protein activator (GTPase activating protein) 1a
Exons: 25
Coding region: 162-3302 (1046 amino acids)
Biological process (GO): regulation of GTPase activity
Molecular function (GO): protein binding
Source: RefSeq, a predicted model, not a curated record